Molecule: messenger RNA, 1188 nt
Organism: Magnolia sinica
Lineage: Eukaryota; Viridiplantae; Streptophyta; Magnoliopsida; Magnoliales; Magnoliaceae
Exons: 9
Coding region: 109-741 (210 amino acids)
Source: RefSeq, a predicted model, not a curated record
GAGGGACUAUUUGGUAAUUGUAGAGAUCUGCAGUUGGAGCCGCAUUUCCGUGGAUAGCAGAAAGCCGCGACAGAAACGCAAAUCCUUCGUUUGCGAAAGAGAAGGAAAAUGGAGAGCGCUCUCUUACUAUCUACUCGCCCUUUCCUCUCUUCUCCACGCAGAGAUGUGAGAGAAUGCACAAAAAAUAUCCAGAGCUCAUUCUAUGGUAGAUUCUUAUGUGGUAACAGCCUUAUAAGUAGAGAGAUCAGUCGCAGCCGUAGAAGCUGCACUGUGGUUGCAUCGAUGGUUGCAAGAAAGGCCAAGAAAAGAGAGACAGUGAUCCCUGACCCAGACUAUAGAAUACCAAUUGUUUUAUUGGGUUUAGCAGGUGGACUAGCAUAUCAAGGCAAUCUAUUGCCAGCAGCUCCAGCUGGUCUCCUUGGAUUGCUUUUGUUAUUCCAGACAACUAGAGUGAGAUUCGUGUUUGAUGAAGAGUCCCUGGAGGUAAAAGUAGGGGAUCAGCUUCAGGAAUCUGGUGAGAAUGUCUUUGUCGGUGGGAAAAAUCGUUGGAAAUAUUCUACAUUUGUGAAUUGGGAACUGUGGUGGCCAAAUUUUCCAAUCCUGGUGUAUUUUAAGGAGACACAGACAAAGCCCGAAGGACAAGUGCACUUCUUUCCAGUAAUCUUUAACGGGAGGCAGCUUUAUGAUGUUAUGGUGGAGCGAGCUGGGCCUUCAAAGACAAGUGGGCCUAAACAGUCCUGAAGGGAUGCGGCAGGAGAUUUGAUCAAUUGAUUAUGGUUGACCCAAGGUAAUCAUGUGGAAAGCACCAAGAAGAGGUGCCUUGCUAGUGGAUAGCUCCUGAGACACGUGCUGCAUGGAUGGCCGAGAUUGAGGGUUGGCAUGUAAGCAUGUGAGUGCCAACGUGGCUGUAGAAACCAAAUCCUUCAUUUCUUGAAGCGUGGGAGGUGGGAGGCGUUGGUCCAACACAUCCAUCAGCAGUAUAUCUUGGCCACCAGACGUUGCUAACCAUAAGGUGAGAUCUCUAGGAUGCCUUCCCAUUGUCACUUCAAGUGCCACAACACCAAAGCUAUAUACGUCACAUUUCUCAGUCACUCUCAUUGUGUAAGCAAGCUCUGCACAAACAUAAGAAUAAGAUCGUGUUUCAUAACCUAGAUCCAUAUGCACUCAUGCUCUGGCUGCUACUGCUCA